Molecule: messenger RNA, 1725 nt
Organism: Amoebophrya sp. A25
Lineage: Eukaryota; Dinophyceae; Syndiniales; Amoebophryaceae
Source: the annotation of a GenBank genome assembly
GAACAAAACGAAAACUGGAGUAGUAGUUAUGAGUUUUCCGAAUGGCAUUCCUCACUACCAUCCCUGACUCUUUUCCACCUGGUCGAAAAGAGGCCAGGGAUGUUCUGAAGAAUGUAACUCCGUAACCACCUCUAAAGUAGACGAGGAUCGGACAACAGGAGCCGAGAAGUUUGCGGUGAUCGCAACUGCUGUCGCAGAAAUAGAGAAUGAGAAUCCCUAUAGUGCUCCAAGUUUGUUAGAGGCAGCGGUGACGCAAGAAGAGGCUGCUGUUGUUAAGGCCGCUUCAAGAUGAAAUUCUAAUCCAUCGAUCUACUUAGCCAAGAUGUCGAGCAUCUUGGUCCUGCUCUUGUUCUUUCUAAAGGGAAAGCCGGAAGCAUCUUGGUCCUGCGCUUGUUCUGUCUAAAGGGAAAUAGACCUAGAGGGGCACUUCCUCAGGUUCAGAUGGAUUUCUUCUAGGACUCUAAUUUUGGCAUCUUAGAAGAUGUUGAUGAUGCAACUCCAGCACCAGAGGUAGUCCUUCAUAUGCCGUCAAGCGAGAAGGGACGACCCAAGGUUGCGAAUCGCGAUAUUGCAAAGAUGGCCAUGCAAUUGUCCAAGCUUGAUGACAAGCAAUUCCAAAUCUUGCUGCAAGAGUCUAACCGCAUGGCCGCGGAACGAAGUGAGAGAGAAAAGGCUUUGGCAGCUGGAGAUUCUGCCAAUAAAGAAGCACUUCCGUUCGACGAUCACGUCCACGAUGACGCUCCGGUUGAUGCCACUAUUUUUUCACAGGUGCUUGACAACAAGGACAACAAAACAAGAACUUCAAGGAAGAGGAAGAGCGCUUCCUCCAAUAUGCAGCGGGGAGGGGUGGACCGCACUUCUUCUGUAAGUGGUAGAAUUUCCUUAGGCAGUGUCUGGGAUGAAGAUCAUGAACUAGACCUUUCGCGUGGACAAGAGCACGGUGAAGAACAUGGCGAUCCAGUUAAGAGUUACGCACAAGAAGUGUUAGGCUUGGAGAACCCAAGCGAUCUGCAGAAGAUGGCCACCACGCUGUCAAUACUAGAUGACCCUUCUUUCCAAAGGCUGCAAUUUAGCAUGAAAAUGCUUCAUGGUAACUAAUAAAUUCGUAGAAGGAAGCAGCAGGGUACUUCUAACUCCCUCCUGUAGGGGUGCUGUAGCAGGACGACCGUAGCAUUUAGUCUAGCAGGUUAGUCUAGCAGGUUCUUAGUCAGACUAGCUUAGUCCUAGUACAGUAGAUCUAGAUAGACAUAAAUCAACUUAGUCUCAGAUGACUUAGUAGAUAGUCAUAGUUGUGAUGUACAGGCAGACAAUACAGCUAGUUGUACGUUCUUGAUCUUGUUGUAAUCAACAAAUUUUUUUUCUGUAAGAGAUGCUUGUUCUGCACCACAUCUAGAAGAACUUCGUUAGUAGCUGAUCUAGAUCGUCAUCGUACCGUACUUUCUGAUGUAGAGCAGUCAGAACAUCAACAUGUCAUCCAUCAGCUCUGUAUAGUUGAAAAAUAAUGCGCUCCAUGUGCAUGCUAGUAGUCGGAUGUGCAUGGUAAAGUGAGUACACAAGAAUUUAAUUAGAACUUCAUUUAUACUGCUGGACAUGGACUUUGAGAAUCGUACUCUAUGAUUUUCCCAUAAUCCUCCUCUUCAUGAUUUCAAACGUAGACUAUGAUGUCCAUCAGGAGAUACGAAGAUCGCGCGACGAACCUAAAUGAACUGACCGUAACCGCCUCAU